Laccaria bicolor S238N-H82 is the source of this 372-nucleotide messenger RNA. RefSeq lists its product as uncharacterized. The record is from RefSeq and is a predicted model, not a curated record. The transcript has 2 exons. Bases 1 to 372 code for a protein of 123 amino acids. NCBI's taxonomy places the organism in Eukaryota, Fungi, Basidiomycota, Agaricomycetes, Agaricales, Hydnangiaceae.
AUGCUAUCGAUUUGGUGGACGGAGCCACCUCGGUCCUCCGUCUCACGUAGGAGGGACAAGCCCAGCGACUUGGAGUCCCUAGAACGGGAGAUAAUGACGCUCCAAAUCGAAUUGGAGAGCUUGAGAACGAAAAAUACACCUUCAGUCUCGUGGAUCGGAGGAAGAGGUUUUGAAAGAAAUCGGACGCGGGCUUUCUCUCACUUAGCCGCGAUGUACGCGAUUGUGGAGAAGCGUACGAAGGCCCUGAAGGUUUAUCAAGCUGGGUGUGGUAGGACGUCAUCAUUGUUAUAUCACCUUACCCCCUUGGUGAUGGCGACGUACUGCUCCCCCGUUGCCCCCUCGCUAGAUUUCACAUGCUCGCUCAUAUUGUGA